This is a messenger RNA of Pseudoliparis swirei, 801 nucleotides long. RefSeq names its product OCIA domain containing 2 (gene ociad2). The transcript has 7 exons. The coding region runs from base 63 to 518 and encodes 151 amino acids. Lineage: Eukaryota; Metazoa; Chordata; Actinopteri; Perciformes; Liparidae. Gene Ontology annotation, cellular component: mitochondrial inner membrane. The record is from RefSeq and is a predicted model, not a curated record.
AGUAGCCCAGCAGGAGGAGGACCAUGAGUUCUGAGGCAAGCUGACCGGCUGCAGCCCUGAAGAUGGCCGAGGAGACGGCGGCUAGUCCAGAGGGAGCAGGGAGGAAGUGUCCCAUAGGGGACCACCAUGUGCACAGAGAAGACCUGAGAAAGGUUUGGAAAGAGUGCCACGAGGAAAGCUUCUGGUACCGAGCUCUCCCCUUGUCCCUGGGCAGCAUGGCCGUCACCGGGGGGCUCAUCUACCAAGGCGUCUGGAAUGCAUCCAAGAGAUUUGGAACCCUUCCCAAACUAGCAGUCGCCGGCGUCCUCGGCUAUGCGGUGGGCAAAGCUUCUUAUAUCAGAACUUGCCGAAGCAAGUUUCAGGAAAUCGGCUUUGAAGGAAGACCAGGACCUGGACCCUGGUCUGGACCCUGGUCUGGACCACCCGGGUCUGGACCUGGACACCGGUCCUGCCACCAUGUGUGUGGAGAGUGUGAGAAGAAAGCUCCGGCUGCACCUGCAGAACAGGUGGCAAGCUAAAGGAAUCGCUGAAGGACUGAAUAGAUCCCUCAGCUGCAGUUGUUCUGUCUUCAACCCGUAAAUAAUAAUUAUAAUUCAUGCAAAGUAUAUAUAUAUAUGUUUUAUAUAGUGCACAUAUUCAUCCAGGAGAAACGUUGCGCAGCAUGACCACCAGGUGGCGCUGCUGUCCUUUGUGAUGUAUUUCCAGAUUCAUCUGUUUACAUUUUGUCUUUAGGAAGUCUCUAAGUUUCAGUUUCAUUUUCCAUAUGCAUAACGACCAACCAGAAUAAAUGUUGACUUGAAU